AUGGCUUUGAUACAAAGAAGCCCGGCAUGUAUCCUUAGCUGCCUGGCAGCCUGCUUUUCCACUACUGCUCUCGCGACCUUCAUCACACUGUUCGCAGCAUCGGUCCUCGGACCAACCCCCAUACAUAUGCAUGCAACGGUAGCUGCUGUGUUUGACAUUUUGGCGAUCACAAUCCUCUUUGUCUUUGUCGUCUUUUACACUUGCACUGCUCGCAACUUGCAGUAUCACAAGUGGGCUCUUGCAGUUGUUACCCUCUUGCCGUUUGCGAUCGCUAUGGUCAUGUCGAUUUAUGUCCUGGGAUGGAUGUACAACAACCUACCGCUUAUCGAGACGCACGGUCAUUUCGAAGAUCUCCCUUCCAUGAUCGCCGCUGCUCUCGCAAUGUGGACAUUUUCACUUAUAUCGCUCGGCGUAUAUGGUGGACUUUACUGGAGGUCGAAAUCUUCGUUGCCCGAUUCCGUUCUUUUCACCUCAGAUCCCCUACAAAGUUGUAUGGAUCUUGGCGAGCAAAAGACCCAAGCCCUCUCACUAAACACUCUUUCGCCUUACACACCUAACUUCAGUCGACCAGUGUCGACAUUUUCCGAUAUCUCAGAUGAACAAUCGACCAGUGCCAAGUUCAGCGUUCGCAAUUCUGUACAACAAUUCCUCCGACACGGCAAAGGUUCCAAAAACUCAAUCAAGAACUCAGAGAGUGUGCGAUCAUGUUCGACUUCGGAGCGCAGACCUUCCGAUGGGUUUGAGACCUGGAACGUCGCAUCCACUCCAGAUACGGCCGAGGCAGCAGAUGCCUUGACAGCUCUGCGUAUCGCACAGCCACACCGACUCGAGACUAUUCCUGGCAGCAGACCAGUAUCUCCCGCUCAUCCUCUCGAUGGCCCAUUCGUAGAGGCUUGCGAGGAAGAUGAAGAGGCUGACGAAGUCCCUGAAUCACCAGAGUUCCCUCCUUUCGCACCUUCUCUGCAUCGCCGCCCAUCUCACCAACAAUUGAACCAGGAUCAGGGACAUAUUCAUCCUUUGUUCCGCAGCGAUAGUCCUCUACCCUCUCCUGCUGCCUCUCCCGGCACUAUCAUCACCUCCUCACCAUUUGCAGGCCAGGUUGUCAGCCCUAGCGACGUCGCAUUUGGCUCCCGCAGCCGAAAAGGGUCUGUACUGAGUUCGCGACCGUCCAGUCCAAAUCCCGAUGUCAACCGCUCUGGUAGUGCUUUGAGCCUCAGCAGACCUGCCAGUUCACGGAGCAUCAGAGGUCUUGCAGCACAGCAGAGACCCCGUGUGGUCAUGAGCCCCAGUCUUGGAGAUCUAAGGGCCGAGAGUGACAAGUUCAUUCAGAAACCACGGCCGACAUUGCACAAGCGUGAACGAUCCGCUUAG
Aureobasidium namibiae CBS 147.97 is the source of this 1371-nucleotide messenger RNA. RefSeq lists its product as uncharacterized. The record is from RefSeq and is a predicted model, not a curated record. Lineage: Eukaryota; Fungi; Ascomycota; Dothideomycetes; Dothideales; Saccotheciaceae. The coding region runs from base 1 to 1371 and encodes 456 amino acids. The transcript has a single exon.